This is a messenger RNA of Paramecium tetraurelia, 1539 nucleotides long. RefSeq lists its product as uncharacterized. The record is from RefSeq and is a predicted model, not a curated record. Lineage: Eukaryota; Ciliophora; Oligohymenophorea; Peniculida; Parameciidae. Gene Ontology annotation, cellular component: nucleus; cytoplasm. The transcript is spliced from 7 exons. Gene Ontology annotation, molecular function: ATP binding; calcium-dependent protein serine/threonine kinase activity; calcium/calmodulin-dependent protein kinase activity. Gene Ontology annotation, biological process: intracellular signal transduction; protein autophosphorylation; peptidyl-serine phosphorylation.
AUGGGUUCGUGCAGUGGUUAACCUAAGAGAACAACUCAUUAAAAAACAGAGAGUCUGACUACUUUUCAUAAGACUUAGGAGGUUUCAACAAUAAAAUCAAACAAAAGUUUUAAGAAAUAGAGAACAGACUUUAAGGUUGCUCCAAGUAUAUUUGUGUCCUAGAAGAAUGGGGAUAUAUCCUAAUAUUAUGAGAUAGAAUCCACUUUAGGCGAAGGAACUUUUGGGCGAGUGAGUUUGGUUAAGCAGAAAUCAACCAAAAUUCUCAGGGCGAUGAAAUAGAUUGCUAAGGACAGGAUCUUAGCCAGUCAAAGAGAAAAGAUGAUUCAAGAAGUAAAUAUAUUGAAAGGUCUUGAUCAUCCAAACAUUGUGAAUAUUUAUGAGCUUUAUCAAGAUGAACGCUAUUAUUACUUGAUAACUGAAUAUUUGAGUGGAGGAGAGUUGUUCGAUCGGAUCUAAUAACGGAGCAAUUUAAAUGAGAGCAUGGCUGCUAAUUAUAUGAAAUAAAUAUUAAGUGCCGUGAAUUAUUGUCAUUAGAGUAACAUAGUUCAUAGGGAUUUAAAACCAGAAAACAUAUUAUUUGCUUAAAGAGGAUCUGAACAAACCCUUAAAAUCAUUGAUUUUGGCACUGCCAAGCAGGUCCUCUCGAACACCCAACUGAAGCAAAAGACUGGAACACCCUAUUAUAUAGCUCCCGAAGUGAUAGAUUAAAAUUACAACAACAAAUGCGAUCUCUGGUCAUGUGGAGUAAUAAUGUACAUUAUGAUGUGUGGAAAGCCUCCAUUUCAUGGAACCAACAUAGAGGAACUCUAUCGAAAUAUAAAAUGUGGAAAUGUUGAUUUUACUGGUUCAGAAUGGCAAGAUGUUUCGUAGGAUGCUAAGACUUUUAUUUCUAAACUCUUAGUAGUAGAUCCUGCCAAGCGAAUUUCAGCAGAAUAAGCAUUAAAAGAACCUUGGAUUGUAAGCAAUAAAAGAGAGGAAAAAAUCAAUAUAAAAAAUCUAGAAAAUCUUUCUUAAUUUCAUAAUAAUAGCAAAUUAGGCUCAGCAAUUUUGCAAUUGAUUUCAACUCAGAUAAUGACUUCGAAGGAGAAGAAAGAAUUGAUACAAGGGUUUAGUGCCAUAGACAAAAAUGGUGAUGGUAAAUUGAGUAAAGAAGAAUUAGUUUAAUGCUAUAUGGAUUUAUAUCAGGAUGAAAUAAAAUGCAAUUAAAUAGUGAACAAGAUCUUCAAGUACUCUGAUGUCGACUGCUCAGGAACCAUAGAAUAUACAGGUAAAGAGAGUUAAUAAUAAAUAGAGUUUAUUGUAGCGUAUUCGGAGUUGUCAAAUUUAAUGGCUCAGGAGAAACUUGAAAAGGCUUUUAAACUAUUUGACAAGGAUGGAAAUGGAACCAUUAGUAAAUAGGAACUUCAAGAGAUAUUCGGUGGAUUAGCCUUAUAGGAAAACCAAUGGGAAAAUGUUUUUUCCGAAUUGGAUACUAAUGGGGAUGGGAUGGUGACAUUCUAAGAAUUUACACAACUAUUGAUGAAAGACAACAAUAAAUGA